This is a messenger RNA of Podarcis lilfordi (Lilford's wall lizard), 20782 nucleotides long. NCBI's taxonomy places the organism in Eukaryota, Metazoa, Chordata, Lepidosauria, Squamata, Lacertidae. The record is from the annotation of a GenBank genome assembly.
AUGUGGCUAACCCAGUGUUUGCGCUAUUUCGUACGGAAGAUUGCCCAAGGCACAGCAAGGCACCUGUUGGCCUCUGGGAAGGACUUUUGUAAACUGCCAGCACCUCUUCCUGAACAGCUCCGAGAGAACUACGCAGCAGUGCCAGGGUCUUGGCGGAAAAGCAUCCAGGGUAAGCUGUCCUUUUCUUUUUGUUGCUAUGGUCUUCUCAGAGCUUUCAGGCUUGGAGCAUUUCCUCCUCCUCCUCUCUCCCCUGCCCCAAGGCAUUUAAAAAGCUGAAGGAUGGCCCUUCCUAUGGGAUUUUGCCAGUUUCUCGAGCUGCAAAACAGUGUUGUUUUGUUUGCCUGUCAACAUGGCUCUCUCUCUCUCUCUCUCUCUCUCUCUCUGUGUGUGUGUGUGUGUGUGCUGUUCCUUCUUGCUUCUGCCUUAGAGUAGAAUCAUUCCUCCUCCCCUUGUUGAAAUCAGAUCUCUGAUAGGGGAUAAGGCCAGGUCAACUGCACAAGCAAUCUCAGAUUUCGUAAGGGUCGCAGAAGGAAGGUGGAUAAAACGCAAGAGGUGUGCUUAAGGGUCCCUUGCAAUGUCACAGAGAAUCCAAAGCAGCAAUGCUUUAGCUUAGGGCAGCCUACUUCAUUCUCACACCAACCCUGUGAGGCAGAUUAGGGGGGCGAUGGGCUCAGGGGUCACUCUGUGAACUGAGAUUCAAGCCUAGGACUCCCCAAGUCAGUUCCAACACUCUAGCUGCCGCAUCACACUGCUUCUCAGUGGGAUAUUGAUGCGAUCCCAGCUCAGGCAUGGAAGAUCGCUUUGCCCAGUUACCAUUUCCAGGCUAAUCUACCUCACAGGGUUGUUGUAAGGAAAAAAUGGACUAUGCUUCUUGCUUGGAGCCCCUUGGUGGAAGGUUGGGGUAAAUGAAAAUACAACCGGAGAGCUGUAUACAGUUUGAAGUGACUUAUAUAGUGUCAGGGAACUGCCAUCGGAAGGAAGGGAGGUGAAAGGACUCAGACAGGUUGGAAGAGACUCAGCAGCGGAAGUGGGAACCAGCAAGGGGAGAGAAGCUGAACUGAGGGAGGUGAAAGGGCUCAGACAGGGUGGCAGAGGCGCAGCAGCUGAAGAGGAAACCAGCAGGGGGAGAGAAGCUGAACUGAGGGAAAGGGAGCUGGGGGGGAUGGCUCAGAGAUACUUCCAGCGAAAACAGUGGUGAGGUUUCCGGACCUCCUGUUGGGACACCCACUCCUCGCUGGAAACUGUCACGCAGAGAGUCCAGAAGACGUGUUUCCGUUAAGGAGCUUUUAUGUUGGAAGCGAUUACGAAAGCAGCCACUGUCGGAAUCUUCUAGUGACUAGAGGAGCCAUGUCAGAGGGGCUCAGUCACAGACAGAGGUUUGUGGACUUGAACAAACUCUGAGGGAAUACGAUUUUACGCACAAGCAGCUCAUCUUCCCAUCACAGCAUUCCGACAGUCUUUGAACGCAGCUUGUGCAGGAGAAGGCAUAAUGAGCAACCCAGCAGGAACCGGAGAAGCAGGGGCUGGAGCGGGUCCAAGCCUGGAAGAAAGGUACCGGGUGUUGGAGGUCCAGCUGGCGCUGCAGACGGCGAGGCUGGAGGAGAGGAGGGCUCAAGAUGCAGACAAAGGGAGAAAGCCACCCAGCUCGCCAGAAAGGUACCAGGAUUGGUGCAGAAAUUUGGGGGGGAGCCCAAAGACUAUCAUAGCUUUCGGACAGAAAUGCAAUAUGCCCUCAAUCUGCAGUUUGAUGAUUUCCCUGAUGAGGAAUCACGAGUGGCUUUUGUGAUUGGGCAUCUUGAAAAGGGGGCGAGAGACUGGGUUAGACCCCUGAUGGCAGCGCAUAGUGACGUCCUAAAGGACACGAUGAAGUUCUUUCGCGCCAUGGAUCUGAUGUUUUCCAGCGAUAUUGAAAAGGGAGUGGUGCGCAGACAGUUAAUGGCUUGCAAACAGGGGAGCCGAUCUGUACGUGAGUACUGGACUGAGUUCACCAUGCUGAUACACAGAUUGGGGUGGGACUUAUCGGCGGAACCCAUUCAAAUGCUCUUUGAAGAAGGGCUUUCUUCGGCUGUGAAAGAUGAACUUUCCCGGGCGCCCAGGGCGGAGUCUAUGGACCAGCUGACCAAAUCAGCGCUGGCCAUAGGAGCGCGCCAGGAGGCGGAGAGCAUUGGAGAGGCGGGAAGGGAAAGGGGAACGUUGGAAGGAGUUCCGCAUUCCAGACAUUCCAGAGCCAACUUUCCCGCCGGCAGAGCCGAUGGAAAUCGGAACAGCGCGCGCGCGCGCAGUUUCAAAGCCCAGUGAGGGGGGGAAAAAGGAGGGAAAAGGCGCCCGGAAAUGCUAUCUCUGCCAACAGCCAGGGCACUUUGCCAGAGUCUGCCCCCAGAGGAAGGAAUGGCAAGGGAUGGUGGGAGCUGUGGAGGGAAGAGAGGAAAAGAUACCGGAGCAACUAAAGCCAACGCCUGGCUGCCAUUGUCGGGGCACAGCAGCCAGGCCAAAGAGCAGUGAAAGUGCCCACGCCAGAACCUCCUAAACCCGCCCUAGUGAUAGAAGUGACACUAGAGCUGCCAAACGGACACCCUCUAAAGAUAAAGGCGCUGUUGGACUCAGGCAGCUCCUGCAAUUUCAUGAGCAAAGAGUUUGCAGCUGAACACCAGAUACAGACGCUCCCUUUAAGCAACCCCCUGCAGGUAACCACGAUCGAUGGCAGGGAGCUGUUGGGAGGAGAAGUCAGCUUGCAGACCGUCCCAAUGAUAAUGAAGGUGGCAAGGCACACCGAACUCAUUGCGUUUAAUGUGGCCACCUUGGGAGGAGCUCCCAUUAUAUUGGGGAUGAGCUGGCUAGCGUUACAUGAUCCGCUGGUGGGCUGGCAUCAAAGAGUGGUUUCUUUUGGGUCAGCACAUUGCUUAGAACACUGCAAAGAGGGAAAGGUUUUGGCAGGGGCCCAAGCCACCAUAGCAGGGACUGAAGUAACGGAGAACGUGAAGGUACCACGACAAUACGCAGAUCUCCGCGACGUCUUCAGCGAAAGGGAAGCUGACCAACUACCACCGCAUAGAGCCUUUGACUGUCAAAUCAAUUUGCUCCCUGGGGCACAGCUCCCUGUGGGCAAGCUGUACGCCAUGUCAGACAGAGAGAUGCAGGAGCUAAGAGAGUUCAUUGACAAGAACCUGAAGAGAGGGUUCAUCAGAGAGUCCUGGGGGGUGGGGGCCUGCCCAGUGUUUUUGUGGACAAAAAAACACGAACAAGCCGAGACUGGUGUGUGACUUCAGGGCCUUAAAUGCAGUGUCAGAACCAGUGGCCUUCCCGAUGCCCAGGAUUGACGACAUUUUGACAAGGGUGCGGAAGGGAAAGAUUUUCACCAAGCUGGAUCUAAGGGGGGCGUACAACCUGAUACGAAUAAGGAAGGGGGAUGAAUGGAAAACCACCAUGUUCACCCCUUUAGGGGCAUUUGAAUACUUAGUUAUGCCCUUCGGUCUACAAGCAGGCUCCGCAACAUUUCAAUCGUUUAUGAACCACGUCCUGGGGCCGUUGCUUUACAAGAAUUGUGUGGCCUUCUUAGACGACGUGUUGGUGUAUUCUGAGAAUGAGGAGCAGCAUGUGAGAGACGUCAGAGAAGUGUUGAGCAGGCUGCAAGCCAACCAGCUGUGGGUGAAACUGGAGAAGUGUCAGUUUCAUACCAAGGAGGUGGAAUUCCUGGGGUAUCGCCUGUCUGACAAGGGGUUGGCCAUGGAUCCCGGCAAGGUCCAGGCGGUACUGGAAUGGAAAACACCCAAAACAAGGAAGGAUGUGCAGAGGUUUUUAGGAUUUGGGAACUUCUAUCGUAAGUUCAUCCCAAACUUUGCCCACCUGACGGCGCCCAUUACGGACUGUCUCAGCAGUAAGAAGAAGUUCGUUUGGACGGAGGAGGCGGAGCAAGCAUUUGAGGAACUAAAAAGGGCCUUCGCCUCGGAACAACAGCUCCUGCAUGUGGAUUUACAAAAACCGAUGAGAGUGGAAACUGACGCAUCAGACAGAGCGGUUGGGGCGGUGCUUCUCCAGCCAGGGAAGGAGGAGUCAGAGUGGAGACCGUGUGCCAGUUUUUCGCGAAAGCUGAACAAAUCCGAGAGGAACUACACGGUGUAUGACCGAGAACUACUAGCCAUUCAUGAGGCGUUCCGGAGAUGGAGGCACCUGUUAAUUGGCGCACAACAUAAGGUGCAAGUGUGCACUGACCACAAGAACCUAGAGUAUUGGAGGACGGCACGAGUGCUCAACCAACGGCAAGUGAGGUGGGCCCAGGAAUUCUCCAAAUUUAACUUUGAGAUUUGUUACGUGCCAGGCCCAGAGAACAUUAGGGCGGACGCUCUCUCACGCAAACCUGAAUAUUUGGAAGGGGAGGGAGCACCCGAAGAGAGACAUGUCAUUCCAGAGGACCGCUGGGUGUGUGGGGCGGCAUUGGUGGGACAAAGAGAACUGGUAGAAGAAACAGAGAAUGAUGAAUACGCCCAGAAUAAGCUCAGAGGUCUUAGGGAUGAGGGAGAGGAAUCAAGGGGUUUCGAGGAAAGAAAUGGAGCUUUGUAUUACAAAGGGGCACUGUAUAUCCCUGAAGGAGACUUAAGGGGAGGGUACUCAAGCAGUUGCAUGACAGCCCCACGGCGGGGCAUUUUGGGCAACACAAAACCAUGUGGUUGGUCACCAGGGAAUUUUGGUGGCCUAAGGUGAGGGAGGAUGUACGUGAGUAUGUAAGAGGGUGCGAGCAGUGCCAGCGAGCCAAAGGGGAAAGGCGGGCGCCGGCGGGGCUGUUAGAACCCUUACCAACACCAGAACGACCUUGGGAGGCAGUGUCGAUAGAUUUUAUGACUGAUCUGCCGAAGUCCAAAGGGAAAACAGCCAUCAUGGUGGUGGUAGACCUACUAACAAAGAUGUGCCACUUUGUAGCUUGCUCGCAUGCAGUCACGGCGGAAGAGACAGCGAAGUUAUUUGUAGAACACAUUUUUAGGUUGCACGGGGUGCCAUUGAGGGUGGUCUCAGACCGAGGAAAACAAUUUACUUCCAGGUUCUGGAGGAAGCUCAUGAGCUUACUGCAGGUGGAGGUCAACUUUCGACUGCCCGGCACCCUGAAACCAACGGGCAGGCGGAAAGAGCAAACGGUGUCCUCCAGCAAUACCUGAGGUGUUAUGUCAAUGACAGAGAGAAUGACUGGGUAGAAAAGUUGGCGCUGGCGGAAUUUGCCUACAACAAUGCCGAGAAUGUGUCCACAGGGAUGAGCCCCUUCUUGGCUAAUUAUGGGUGUCAUCCCAGGGCUUUCCCAGGGGAGAAGGGGAGAGAUGGAGCGUACCGGCAGCCGAGCAUUUUGUAGAAGAAAUGGAAGCAAUCCACCGUCAGCUCCAACUCAACUUAGAAAGGGCGAAGGAAGAAUACAAGAGGCAGGCAGACAAGAACCGAAGGGAAGGUGAAACCAUAAGGGUUGGAGAUAGGGUGUGGCUGUCAACCCGAGGGUUGCCGUUCAAAGGAGGUUGUAAGAAAUUAAGACCCAGGAGGUUGGGUCCCUUUGAGGUCAUUCAACAGGUCAACCCAGUGGCUUUCAGGCUCCGGUUACCCAACCACAUGAAACUGCACCCAGUAUUUCACAGGUCGUUACUGUCACCGUACGAGGGGGGACGAGAAGGGAUGGCCACUCGGGGACCGGUCAUAGAAGAAAGAGAAUGCAGCAGUCAUGUGGCAGAAAUCCUUGAUGCCAGGUGGAAGGGGAAUCAGGUGGAGUAUUUGGUAGCGUGGGAAGGAGAACCGGAGUCAGAAAACACGUGGGUAAUGGCCGAAGAUAUCAAUGACGAGGUAUUGAUAGAAACGUUCCAUCAAAGGUCCCGAGGAAACCUCAGCCUGUGGAGAGGUUCCGGAGGGAAUACUUUGGGACCACUGAGGAGGAGGAGGAGUUGGAAGGAUUCCCAGAAUCGGAAGGGGAAGGGGAGAUGGACUCGGAGGAGGAGGAGUGCUUCGAGACCAGGAACCGCAACAGGUGGAGAGAAGUGUUCGAGACAUCGGAAGAUGAAGGAAGUUCAUUCCUGGGUUUUGCCUCCUCACCGCCCGUUGAGGAGGGGGGCGAGAGGGGGUGAAGGGGGCCCUGGUGGGGAGGUGGAUGUCAGGGAACUGCCAUCGGAAGGAAGGGAGGUGAAAGGACUCAGACAGGUUGGAAGAGACUCAGCAGCUGAAGAGGAAACCAGCAAGGGAGAGAAGCUGAACUGAGGGAGGUGAAAGGGCUCAGACAGGUUGGAAGAGACUCAGCAGCUGAAGAGGAAACCAGCAGGGGAGAGAAGCUGAACUGAGGGAAAGGGAGCUGGGGGAUGGCUCAGAGAUACUUCCAGCGAAAACAGUGGUGAGGUUUCCGGACCUCCUGUUGGGACACCCACUCCUCGCCGGAAACUGUCACGCAGAGAGUCCAGAAGACGUGUUUCCGUUAAGGAGCUUUUAUGUUGGAAGCGAUUACGAAAGCAGCCACUGUCGGAAUCUUCUAGUGACUAGAGGAGCCAUGUCAGAGGGGCUCAGUCACAGACAGAGGUUUGUGGACUUGAACAAACUCUGAGGGAAUACGAUUUUACGCACAAGCAGCUCAUCUUCCCAUCACAUAUAGAACCGUAGCUGUAUCUUCCUUCUCAUUUUGGUAUAGUCUCUGCAUCUAAACAUACAAUAGUAAGUUUUAUUGUGAUGAUGCAGCCAGGAAUCCAAUACAUUGGAGUAUUUCUGCUCGUUAUCAUCUGAGUUUUGGACAUGACUACCAAAGGUGAUGGUGGUAUUAUAUUAUCACUAUUUGUUAUUGUUGUUUUAAUUAUAUUUAUUACACACCCUUAAAUAGAAGGUCCCAGGUUAGGUCACGGCAAAAUAAUAAUAAAAAAGCAUUAAAGACAAUUAAGUAAAAUAGUAGUGGCAGCAGUUGUUCCUCUAGUUUUUACUUACACUGUGUGUAGCUUAACUGGUGUAAGGUGUCAUCUUUCUUAAAAAAGCAUUUUCUUAAUCAUUUUCGCAACACUCUUCUAAGGUUGAUUACUAUUAUUCCCAUUUUAUAAAAGGAAACUGAGGCUGAGAGAGAGACAUUUCAAACGGAGUGAGUUCAGAUUACGAGAUGUUCCACGCUUUAUAAUGAGACACGGUUAGGAACCUCACACACACCUUUUCACACUUUUGGAGUUUGCACAACUUGAGCAUUAUGCUGUCGGCAAGAGAAUGCAGCUUGCAUACUUCACCCUUUGCACAAUACUCAGAAGUGUUGACAGAGGUUGCACAAAUGGUUUUGCACAUCUCCUCUUGCCACUGUAUUGUAAUGCACAAAUCAACCCUGAAUUCGGAUUUGAUUUGAUUUCUUUCAUUGAAAAGGGCUGGAGGGCUUUGUGAGAAAGGUUGGCUCUGUGGAGGAAUGUGGUGCAUUCUCAUGAAUUAUAUAAAUACGUUGGCUAAGUAUGCCAUGUUUGGAACCAAUUCACAUGUUACAACUGGCUGCAAAUUUCCUUUUUCUUCUCUCCUCUGGCUCAUAUUAGCAGCCACGGGUGGCACCAGCAGCCAGAAUCCUUGGGCAGCUGCCAGGGCUCCACUUGCCCAUUUACUACCUCUGGUGUAGUGUUGCUCCCAAGGCAUUGUGGGAAAUUAAAAUGACAGAUCACAUUGCCUAGCUAGGUCAAGCCUGACCCUAUGACCAGCUCUGGGUAACAAUCUACUACCUGAUGUCUCACAAAGUUAUGGUGCAACACUGCAUCAGAUGCAUUAUGUGAGAUUAAAUUGGCACCUCACUCCCUACAUCCAAGUGCUGCCUCUGCGAGGUAAGCCAGACAUUGGGCCCCAGUGAUGCACGGUGAAUUCUGCUAGAGGGCAUUCCAGCAAUUGCCUGGUGCUGACCCUGCUUGCAACCUCUAUGACUUUGCAAUGUUGUGAAUAGGCCAGGAAAUUCCAGAGCAUUGCAGCAGCAGUGUUCGUGACACAUGGCACUUCCAGAUUACCUGCUUACUGAGCGUUCACCCUGAUUUGUGUUGAAUAAAUGUUGUCCACACUUUACAGUGUGUUUCCCCAUCAUUUUUCAUAUAGAAAAAAAAAAAAAAAAAAAGGCUGAUGGGGGGAGGCAGGUUUGUUGCACGAGAUCACCAAAUCUUCGUGCAAACUGAAUUUGCCAGUAAUGAUUGAAUCCCAUCUGAAAAUAGCAACGGUUUGGAAGUGCCCACAGUAUUCUGACUUGCACAUUACACUGGUCAGCCAAGUAAACCCUGCAUACAAGCAAGCAAGAAACAGAGACAAGCAGGGGCAAUGAACGUUAUUACGUUAACAAGCCCUGAUCCUUGCUUUUUCUGAAGAAAAGGAGGCAUGACUAGAGAUGUGGCAGGUGAAGAGGGGUUGCUUAACCCUUUCCACUGCCAGUCGUUUGUCUGCUCCAAAUCACCCUCCCCUGAUCCACUUCCCCCCUUUCAAAGUUCCCAGGGCCUGUUUGCCUGUGGAGUCCAAUGUGUGAGUUUCCCCGUUAGGAGAAUUCAGCACAGGGAAUGAGCAAUCUGGAGGCUUGCCUUCAAGGCCAAGCAGAAAUCGCAGAGGCUUCAAAUAGGACGUGAGCUCAGCUGGGUGCCUGUUUGAAUUGUUCAAGGGUGGUUCUUGUUUACUCCGAGUGACUAAUCCCAGUCCCUUCCCUUAGCGGUCGGCUCUGAAGGAGGGAAAUUGCUUUCAACACAGAGUAGAGACAGAUAGAAAACUUUGCCCUCCAGAUUUGUGGUGGGCACCACUUGGCACACAUUUCCUGGGACCAGCAAGACAAUUGCAGAAAUGCCAAACCAGUGUUUCUACAGGUUGCCAACUCUUCUUUCCCCUCUGGUGUGUACACAGGCAGUAGCAUCCGUCUACUGAGUGCCACUGCUAGCUGCGCAGCCGGAUAUUUGCUUAGCAAUAAGUCACGUGUCUGACAUAUUUCACAUGUUCCACAUUUUUCCCCAGGCAGGUUGGCACCUAAGGCUUCUAGGCUCAUGAUCCAAACUUCAUAUUCCUGAAUUUGGUGAUGAAACUUCCUGCCUUUUACAUUGUAUUAGAUAUUGUAUACAUCAUGCAGGGUUGCCCAUUGCUGAGCAAACUUUGGGCUGCUGACUAACUCUAGUUUGCUUUGUAAUGUUAUGUACUUAAGCCUAGGUUUUGGUUGUGGGUUUUUUUGUGUGUUUUUUGCAGGAUUGAAUAUAUUCUGCAUUUGCCCAAUUGUUGAUUUUUGUCAUUCUUGAAUUUACUGACAUGUUCUGCAUUUUGUAUAUUUGUAUUUCCAAUGCUCUGUAUUUUUAUGAUUUGAAUGAUUGCUGUAAGCCCCUUUGGGCCCCAUUCACUGUGGGAAAGCGUCAUAUAAAUAAACUUGUCCAAUCAAUCAAUUAAUCAAAGUGGAUGAUACUUGAUGGUGGCAGCUCAUGCUUUUGCAUGUAGGUCUGCCCCAAUCAUGUGCAAAGGCAGUGCAAAUAAAAAUACAAAGGUGAACAGUUUGCUGUGGGGUAUUAAAUUUUCCUGCCUUUCAGGUACUUUUUGAAUUAUUGCAAAAAUCCCUUCCAAGUGAGAUCUGCUUGACAUUUUCAUUGCACCUUUUAAGGGACCACACAAUGUCUCUCUUGUUCGCUUCAUUUUUAGUGAGUAGUUUGACUUGAUUUAUUGGGUGCUAUCUUUCUUUCUUUGCAUUUUCAUAAUGCUGUAACACCUAGGCUCCAACAAGUCCCAGGUUCAGUCUGUGGAAUUUCUGGGUCAGGCUAGGAAAGAUUCAGUCAGUGUAGGCAGUAUUGAGUUAGACAUACCAAUGUCAUAAGGCAGCUUUCUAUGCCAUUGGUAAAAUACACGCUGUACAUUAGGAGUGAGAGACCUCAGCCCUCCUGUCCUCUGUCCAGCUAUUGGGGCUUUCCAGGCCACAUGCCCAUACCAGCCCUGCUCUGCACAUCCUCAAGGGAUUUUGACCUGGCUCUAGUCCUGCUCGCAGGCUUCUCACAGGCAUCUGGUUGGUCCCUGUGAGAACAGGAUGCUGGACAAGAUGAGCAUUUGGCCUGACUCUCCUUAUUCAUUACGUUGUGAACAUAAUUUGCAUGAUGGAGGGCAGAGGUGUCAUGCCUUGUCUCUACCACAUGAGCAACAGAUCUGGGUUUGAACAGGAUAGGGUUAAUGGUGUCAGAAGUACUGCUGGAGACUUCCUUAAUGGGAGAUUUAUUGUUAGGGGAACUGCAGAUUAAUGGCUAGGGAUUUUCAUGUGAUGUUGAUUCCAUGGGACUAAAUUGUUGAACAAUUGCUUAUUGAUAAAGCAUCUGUAGUUUUUCAAAUGGGAAGGGCAACACCUUCCCCACCCCAGCUAAGGAUGAUGUGAUCUAGGUGUUUGUGUGUGAAAAGAGCAAGACUACAUUUUGAAAUAGAUGCUAAGACAGAGCUGAGUUUGGGCUCUGUAAGCUAACAGCAUCUUGAGGUGCAGCCUGCCUCUCUCAAGAGGUCCUAUGUGGGUGCAGUGGAUUGCACAGGGGUAGAAUAGAUGCCCCUUUGGGUCCCUUCCAGGCGUACAAUUCUAUGAAUCUAUGGUUCUGUGACUUUCACUGUCUUAUGGGGUAUUUGUAAGUUAAGCUGUGCUUCCACCUGUGCUCUGCCAGUACAUUUGUUAAUACAUGUAAAUACUGCCUAAUGCCAGUAAGCCUCCAGUAACCACCUCCCAAAGGUAAUUUAAAACUGGGUAAACAGAUGCAUCUGAAACUUCUCAACGACUCAGAGAAGUGGUGGUGGUGUAUGUGAGAAUACGAACUACGGUUUAGUGUCUCUCACAUCCCCAUAGGGUCCUGCGAAUACAUCCCUGCUCUGAAGUGUGGCUAAAGGCUGCUCAGUCAACCCCAUGUUUCCUAAAUUCUGUAUUUUCUCAAACACAGCAUCCACUAUGGGAAACACAAUGUCCAUGCAAAGGGAACCUGAAGACGAUGAACCUGUUCACAUAACAGCAUAUUCAGAGGUAAAAAUCUGUAGAUUUCUUUGUUCUGCUUUGUCUGGUCAAAUUGUAUUGAAAAUGCACAAGCCAGGGGUCAGCAAACUUUUUCAGCAGGGGGCUGGUCCACUGUCCCUCAGACCUUGUUAGGGGCUGGACUAUCUUUUGGAAAAAUAUAUAUGAAUGAAUUCCUAUGCCCCACUACUCAUGUAAAAACACCAGGCAAGCCCCACAAAUAACCCAGAGAUGAAUUUUAAAUAAAAGGGCACAUUCUAUUCAUGUAAGAACACACUUAUUCCCGGACCGUCUGUGGGCCAGAUUGAGAAGGCAAUUGGGCCGGAUCCGGCCCCUGGGCCUUGGUUUGCCUACCCAUGGCACAAACUGUGUCUCUGGCAGCCCCACACUACGCUUGUUGGGCUGAAAGAAAUGAAGUCUGUAUUUAUUUAUUUAUUUUUUAUAAUUGAUAUUUAUUGAAUUUUCAAAAAAUAACAACAAAAAUUUCCAACAAAAAAAAAAAAUUUAAGGAUACAAAAAACAAAAUUAGUGCAUAAACAAAAAAGAAAAGAAAACCCAGCCGCAAAGAAAAAAAAAGAGAAACAGAAAAACAAAAAUAUAAAGUCCUUUACAAUCUCUAUUGACUUCCUUUCUAGACUUCCUCCUCCUCCCCUCUUUUGUUUCUUAAUUUUUAAUUUUUACAGCAAAUCCUUUCUGUUUUUUCAUAACAAUCUGUCAUUACGUUUCCUUAUUCUAUUUUCCCUCUUGUCAUAUAAAAACUUUAAAACUCAUAGCUUAUAUUCAAUAUUUACCAAAUUCUUGCAUCAUUACCUUUUUACGAAUCAUUUACCAAUCCUUACUUAAGUCAUGUAAUUUCAUUCAACAUCCUUGAAGUCUGUAUUUAGAGACUGGGAGGAGAUGGUGACCCAACUAUGCAGCAUCUAAAUUUUGCUUUUGUGUUUUGUACUGUGUCAGGAAAUUGUAGGGUUAUGUGCAUGCCUGGAUGGAUGCCUCUACCUAUAAAAACGGCCCAUGUAAGGAAAAAGCUCCAGGAUGGUGGUAGGGAUGGGAUACAUCAAGCAAGGACUGUGAAGGGCAGCAGUGAACAGGGUGGAUCUCUAGCUAAACGAUGAUUAGGUAAGCAAAUAGAACACCAACCAGGGAUAGACAAACUUUGUGGCUCAGAAGGAUCAAGUCCCAUGCUAUUUGUUUGUCGAAAUACCCAAAUACAAAUGGGAGUGAUCCAAGCACAAAAGUAAAUUUAAGAAUUCCAUAGCUGAGUCUCCUCCACCCACACAUCUCCUUCCAGGAUGCAAACACACUAAACAUUUAAAGCACAUUUGAAGCACAUUCUUUCCCUCAAAGCACUCUGGGCAUUGUACAGUGGUAACUCGGUUCUCAAAUGUAAUCCGUUCCGGAAGUCCGUUUGACCCCCGAAACGUUCGAAAACCAAGGUGCUGCUUCUGAUUGGCUGCAAGAGCUUCCUGCAGUCAAGCGGAAGCUGUGUCUGAUGUUUGGCUUCCGAAAAACAUUCGAAAACCGGAACACUUCCGGGUUUUCAGUGUUCGGGAGCUGAUUUGUUUGUCAACUAAGCUGUUCGAGAACCAAGGUUCCACUGUAAUUUGUUAAGGGUUGCCAGGAAUUGUAACUUAUUGAAGCGUGAACACCAGUGCCCAGAAUUCUUUCAUGCUUGCACAUCUUAGGCUACCUUCCUCUUCCUUCCUCUACUCGCAUUUUCUCAUUCUUUCCCUGACUUCUAGUUUAAUGGCAAGCCAUGGUUUGUUGUUACACACCUGAGCCUGGAAAACUGGUUUGAGCAAAACAUAGUUUGCCCAGUUCUGAUGUAAAGGGCAUGAUGGGAACAGGGAGAGGAAAGAGGGAAUGCAUAAGCCCAAGGUAAUAAUGAACCACUCUCUUCUGAACCGAGUUAGGGUUUAUUACUGCAGUGUUCAAAAUUGUGCAAGGGUUUGUGACCAAGCAGUUUCAACGACUAACCUUCAGUCUGAUGCUCUAGGUUUCAUCUGAACCUCCUGAAAACCUUAAGAAUGGACCUGUCACAAUCGCGACUGUACAGACUGUUCCUUCUGCAAAUGGUGAUGCAGGUAUGUUCAGAGAAGGAAAGGCUGUCAUGCCCAUUUCUGGAUGGGGCCCCCCAACUCCAGCUGAUUUAAACAAGCCCCCUGUGCAAAGAGAAAUCCACUCGCAAACAUUUAUGCAAAUGUUCACUUCCUGGGUAUAAAAACGUGCAAGAUUUUAGGGGACAGUUGUUAUGUAAUCUGAUAUGAGAAUGUGCCUUUGUGAUGCACAUUAGUGGGUCAGCCUCUGCUAAUCUAGGUGUUCAAACUCUUUGCUAGCUGCAAUGGAUAGACAGGACAGCUCUACGUGAUUGCUACAUAUAAUCCAGCCCUUGUUCUUGAACACAUAUGUGGACAAUGGGUGUUUCUUAGUUAUUUCGCUUAGAUCAUUGUCUAGAAACAAAAUACUUUUUAUUCUGUGUCAUUCAUCAGUUUGCCUCUUCCUAUACUGAUUGCAGUUCAGACCAAUAAAAGAUACGAUCUCUUUGGCAUUUCUCACUGGCAUUCCUUUUCACAGGAGACGUAUGUAAAUCAUACAAAUUAAGCAGACAUUAAUCAUAUUGGUAUACAGUCCAUACUAUAUGCUAUAGUAUAUUAUAGGCAAAGGCUGGGAGCCAGAAACAAUGACAAGCCAGGAAGCUUUUAUAAAACAUGCAUGAGAUAAAACCAUGUAAGACAAAACCACAUCAUUUAUCACACCCCCGAGGAAACACCUGCCUGCUUAGUACGAGCUGUGUGGCUUCUGCGUGGCUAGUUUGCUGCAUUUAUGAAAGUGUGUGCUUAGGAUCAAGGUAUGGGAAUCUAUUUGCAAAACAGAGAGCUGCAUAUGUGUCAUGCAGUGAAUAUUAAUGCAGCUGGCCCUUAAUGUGAUCAAGUGAUUCCACUUGGGGUCUGUAGUGACUCACUUCCCAAAAUGAGUGCAACUUUAGUCUAAAAUCAUCAGGAAAAGUGAUAGGAAAAGAGAGAGGGACAUGUUGCAAAACAUAAAGUUGGACAUGAUUUGAGGGAAAGUUGAUCAUUGCCAGUAGACCGGAAAGGAGGGGUCUGGCCUAGCUGGUUUUGUUUUCCUUUGAAACUGUGUAAUAGAAAAGCAAGGCAAAGUUUGAAUUCUUCCAAACUCCUAACCUAUAAAGGGUUUGGAUGCUUUUUGCUGUGGGCUUUAGGGCAAUCUUCCAGUGUAAUGAUUGGGAUGGGGACUGCAGAGCUUCCUGAGUGUGUCUGUGAACAGGUUACGGGAUUACUACUGGAUCUCAUGAGCAGACAAAUUUGUGUGGACUAAUUUCUGCAUAACAUUCCCACAAACAGACCUCCAGGGGAUUGUUUCAAAAUGGCUGUCCAUAAUCUGAUGGCACCAAUCUACAAAUGAACCCUAUUCUCCAUAGCCCUGCUUAUAUUUGAUUUAUUUAUUGGUCACUUGACUCUUCUCUGUGUACAGUACAUAGGUGGAGGUUCAGGCGCAGCACAAAAAGCAGAUAUGUCAAUAUCAUAUAUAAGUUGUGGGUGUUAACUCAGAGUGAUUAAUGGUAUUUGACUUCUUUCUCUGACUCAUUCAAAAGUUGGCUUGUCUGCCAGACCAUGCUCUCUGCAAAAGAGGAUUGACAUUUGCCCUUGCUUAUGUCUGCCCGUCUUGUGUGUAUGCACACUCAAGGACAAUGGGAGUGUCCCCCAACUUGUAACACAGAGGUCACCAACAUGGUGCCCUUGAAGUCUUUCCCUGGUGUGUUUGAAACCUCUGAGCCCCUAUGCCCUGGUCAUGAGAGUGUUCUUGUGUUUGAGUCUUGCUCAUGGGUUUCUUGCAGACAUCUGGGUGGUCACUUUGGGAACAGGAUGCUGUACUAGAUGGGCUAUUGAACUUAUCCUGCAGGGCUCUCCUUAUGUUCUGAUGACAAUGCCUAUACUCUCCUGCCCCCCUUGGAGAGAUAUGAAAAAGGAAAUCAGAAGAGUGCUGUUCUUUCUGGAGCCAGUGUGGUGUAGUGGUUAAGAGCAAUAGACUCGUAAUCUGGGGAACCGGGUUCACUUCUGUGCUCCUCCACAUGCAGCUGCUGGGUGACCUUGGGCCAGUCACACUUCUCUGAAGUCUCUUAACCCCACUCACCUCACAGAGUGUUUGUUGUGGGGGAGGAAGGGAAAGGAGAAUGUUAGCCGCUUUGAGACUCCCUAGGGUAGUGAUAAAGCGGGAUAUCAAAUCCAAACUCUUCUUCUUCUUUGUCACUUCCCAUUUUACUUUAUGUACUUUUCAAAGCUCAGAUUAAUUUUACUGAAUCCUACUGAGUGCACAGCACUCACUCAAAAAUCCAAAUGUGCCCAUGGGCCCAAAAAGUUUGGUGACCCCAGUUGUGUAGCACAACAAGCAGAAACAGCCCAACACCUGGGGUUGAUAAGGCUCCUGUUUUUGUUUUCUGCUGGGACUGUAAAACAGGAAAAGCAAAAAAGCAAAAAACAAAAACAAAACAGGAGGGGAUGUCAAGUAAUUCUCAGAAUACAGACAACAGGUGUGCAGGCUUGGUGGCAUUUAACUUGUUUUGUGUUACAACCUGAACAAGUGCAGCUGUUCACAUAAAGCUUCUCUGAAGAUGGCAACGUUUAUUUUAAUGGAAAUCUUGAUUAAAAAGAUAAGCACGUACUUCCCUCUGCCCCAUGUCUGUAUUAAAUCAGAAGCAUUUCUUUCAUUAAGCAGCAUGUUUUUGCAGCUGCUUGCUGUCUGUCUUAUGGUGCCACAUCCAGCACACAUCAUUCUGAUGCAUCACAUUUUAGCUGAACCCCAUUCUCAGCAAGACACUUUGCUUAUGUGGAUAGUUGCUUCCAAGUUGUUGGGUCCCACACGGCAUUCAAAACUGUGCAUCUCUCAAGGCCUUCCUGUUAUUUAACAGCAUAGCACAGGAAGUACUUUUAUACACCUGCCCUAUAUGCUAAAAGUAAAAUCAUUCUCUAUUGUUUCACACAAACACAAGGAGAUGUCAGCAAUAUAGCAGUCACGCUUUAUCCAUGUUUGUAUCUAGCCUUGCCCACAAACGAAAGUGGGGGAAAAGUUCUGCACUCCCUUUCUCAAAGGCAGUGGUGUGAUAUUUGGAGUUGCACCUUUGCUUCAAGGUGCAUGAAGCCAUUUAUAUGCCUCUUAACAUGUAGUCAUGGCUGAAGGUUCAACUGUGUAUUCAAAGCCCUAUUCUGAGACGUUGGCCUAAAUGCCAUGGGUGCCCUUUCUGCCAGGGCAAAUAAGUGAAGCCCUUUCUCCCAAAAAACAAGGCUGGUCUUUCUGAAAAACUGGCACUUGUUUACUGUACUGGCAUGCAUAAUUUAAGAAAACCAUAAAUCAUUGCAAGAUAAUCUGAAAUGUGCUAGAUCUUGAAUUUCAAGAAAUGUUGCAUUACUCUGUUAAGCUACUUACAAAUUAAAAACAGGUGCUGGUCUGGUUAAGAGUCAAACAACAAGAACCCUGCUGAGAAAGUUAAGGUGUAGCAUGUAUCUAUAAAUAGAUAUUGAUAGCUUCUAUUCUGAGGUCUUUAGGAACCUCAAAGUGUUUUCCAUGAGGCUCCCAGAAAGCCUUCUCUGCAGGGUAGGGCAGGGGCAUCAGAUGGGUGAGUUGGUGGGUAAGAAAGAUGAUGUCUCACUCUUACUCCCACUCCCACACCAUGCAAAGGAAAAUUAUAUGGAGCAAACAUAACCAGUCCCAGUUCACAAUUACUCCAUACACAUUUAUACCAUUUGGAGAUCAAGGUCAAUAAGUGGCCAAGCUCCAGCGAAGCUUUCUAGAUCCUCCUCAUGAGCAAGAGAAUGAAGUAUUCACAAAUAAAGUGCCCCAUCAUAAAGUGAUAAAGAACAAUGUAUCCCAGUGAUGCCAAAGGAAACUAUAGAGAAACAAAGACAUCUUGCAGCACCAUCAAAUUUACAAUUUCUGAUUCUUUCUCUGUAUCUUUCAUCUUGUUGAUACUUUCCCAGACUUCAUAGCACCCUGGCUUGUGUGUAUUUAGCAGCAUAUUUAGUAAAUGGGUGGCAGUAAGUUUACCAAUCUGCUAAAAUAACAAAAGCAACCCAGAUAGUCAAUGUGUCCAAGCUAUUCCUGUGUUCUGGUGGAGCUCCGGUGCCUGAAAAGUUGCCCUCUUCAUCUGUGGACCCAGUGGAGGCAACCUGCUUUGUUAUAUGGCCUGAUUCUGCAACUAAAUUACCCAGCUUGUCAUUAUUAUUAUUUUUAAAUUAAAUUUGUAUACCACCCUUCAUCCGUGGUUCUCAGGGCAGUUCACAUUAUUAUAAUAGAAGCUGGGUCAUAUGAAUAGGCUGAAAGCUAUGUCUAGACCAGGGGUGGCUAACUUGGGAGCUUCCAGAUCUUGUUAACUCCCAUCAUUUAUCAUACUGGCUGGGGCUGAUGUGAGUCAGAUGCCUCUUAGAGGCGGAACUGUAUGUGUUCAGUGAAGAUGCAUUUCUAGCUAGAUUCUGCUACACAGAUGUGAAUGGGGAGGAAAGCCAAUAUCUGUGAUUCUCGUGGGGCAGUUAAUUAGCUGGGUUUAUUAGCCAAUCCUGGAUUGUUUGGACCAGCUGCAGAAUAUGCAUCAAACAUAAGUACUACUUGAUGAAAUUCAACCUUGGUGGGUCACAAGCUGUGCAGACAUGUUCGUGCAACAGAGCUUGAAAUGGAAAGUGGUGACUGUUAAAUAUCAUGUGAAUAUUGCUCACGAUCACUUUCUUUUCCAUUUUGCUGAUGGUUCUAGACAUCCUGAAAUAAGCCCCAUUCCUAUAAUGCUUUACUAGUUCACAGCUGCAAAGGCACCAUCACAGUGGGAUCUUUCCAUUUUCCUGCUUUGUCUUGUACACUUGGCUCGUGUCUUUCCACAGCUGUUUAAGAAACGCAUUUAGAAAUGAUUUUCAUGUCUGUCUUGCCUCUGUGUAGUUUCUGAAAUCAAAGGUAUGUCAAUCGACCAUGGCAUGCUUUUAUCUUUGUGCUUGAUUUCACUUGCGUGAGUGAAAGGAUGCCAUUUUCAGGCUAGAUCCUGCUGCCUUGUACAUGCUGAUUAAUGAGAGCUUAUGGCAGGUUUUUUGAUCCAUUGCUCUAGAACCAGAGUUGUCAAAUUAAAGCCUCUCUAAGGAGGUUCAGGGAUAGGACAACAGUGACUCAAGGGAGCUUGAGGAUUGCAGGGAUGGCCCCAGACCAAGGACACGGUGCUAUUAAGGAUAACAGAGUGGUAGGAAGUCAUGGUUCAGCCCUCCCCAGUCCUGGAACCUAGACUCUCUCUCUCCCUAGAGAAGGAGGAGAAAGAGUGGGAUCCCUCAGCAGAUCUCCUCACCACUAAUGACCCUGAGGACCUUAACAAUCUGGCCCCAGGACUGCUUGGGUUCUUGGCUGGCCCUUGGAUCUUCCCUUAGCACCCACCCCCAGGUUUACAAGGGCAGAAAAGAAAGAAAGUCCAGCUAGCUCAGGAUUUCCCAAAUUUGGGCCUCCAGUUGUUUUGGAACUACAAUUCCCAUUAUCCCUGACCACUGGUCCUGCUAGCUAGGCAUGAUGGGAGUUGUAGUCCAAAAACAGUUGGAGACCCAAGUUUGAGGAACACUGAGCUAGCUGCAUGUGAGCUACUUGGGAGGAGAGUGAAGCACAUGUAACACCUCAAAUCAGGACCUGGGCUAAGUGCUAGGAAAGGAUGGAGCCUCCAGCAAAUAUGGCCUGCUCCACUGCUGAUCAGCAGCAGCUGGCAGAGCAGGGCAGGUGUGGCUGUGUUGCUGACCUGACGGUCCAACUGGGAGAGUGGGUGGGCCAAGGCAGCAGAGAGUUCGGCACAGUGUGGGCCUGGUAGCAGGAGCAUCAGAUUCGCUCUGCCACCAGGCCUGUACCUGCCAAGCUCCCUGCUGCCUUGCCACCCACCCACCCUCCUUCCCUGUAAGCGUCCACGAUGCACAGUGUUGAGAAGUCAGGAGAGCAACACAGCCACACCUGCACCACCUGAAUACUGCUGCUGAAGUGGCAGUUCCAAGCUCUAGAGCAAAAGACAGUGGAAUGCAGGUUAGCAGUAGGCUACUUUAGGGGGUUAAUGAUAUGCUGGUUGGCACACUCAGCUCUGCCAUUCAAGGGAGGGGAAUAGCCAAAGGUAAGGCUGGCUCUGAUUUAAAGGCAGCAUUGGAAUAGUCACAGCAAAUAAAAUUCCUUCAGCUAUUGUGCUUUGACGGGAGUUAACAAUUAGAUUAUUCAUUGUGCAAUAAAAGAACAGGUUUUGUUGCAUUUCCACAUUGUUAAUUCUCAGAAACUGUACCUUGAAACCUCACAAUUUUCCUUUCCCUUUGAGGACAAUUUUACACUGUUUCUGGCAAGGGGAAUCUUGCCUUUACUUCUAGAAAUCUCAUCUUUCUCACAACAAUGCAAAUACUUAUCAGAUUUCUAAAGAUUUCCAUCCCCACAUUUUCAGGAACUAGCUACACUCAACUCAAAGCAUGCUCUGCUUUUGAAUUCUCCAGCAUGCAGUUUCUUAUGUGGUUUCAGUUUCUAAUGAUUCAACAAAGAAUAAUAAGCGGGAAGCUAUACUUUUGUAACUUUUGUCUUUAAAAACAAAAAAAUAAUUAUGCCCGUUACCACACAGGGCAUGCAGAGACAAAGCCUUUGACAAAUCCAAAUUGCUGCAAAUGAUUAACAGUAGGUUCCUUCUAACCCUGUCAUUCUAUGCCAUCAUCAGGGAAUGUGCUGGUGAAGCAGACCCCUGCAUCUAGCAGGCUUGAACCUUUAACACAUCAGCUGGUGAGUGGGGAGUUCUAUCCUGCUCAAUUGGCUGUAUCUACCUGUCCCCCUACUGUGAGCAAACAUACAAAGCCAAAAUACAGUUCUGGGCUAUUUAAAAGCCCUUUUGCAAACAGCCCCAUGUUUUGGACAUUCAAAGUGCAGCAUGGGGCUGUUUGCAAAAGAGCUUUCAAACAACCUCCAUGUUGCACUUUGAAGUCCCAACAGUUGGGGCUUCAAAGCACAGCAUCACCUGCUGUUUCUAGGACACUCACCUUUCCAAUUUAGCUCUCCAGAGCUAGGGAGAUAAGGAUCUGGCCAGCUGGCCAGGAAGAGUUCCUCACCCUUGCCCUAUAGUUUAAGGGAGCAUUCCAGUGUCAUCAAAGUGUGGGCCAUAAAUAGUCAACAAUGACAAUACAGUGAGCUUCAGCAACCCAUAUUCCAUGUGUAAGCAGAUAGGCCAAAGCUCACACUUUGUAACGAGAAUGACACGUACACACUGUGCUUGUUUAGCCAUUGCAGUUUACAAUCAGUCCAUUAAAUACACAGGCAGCUAUGAUUAAUAGUGCAUCUUUCCUGUCAUGAUGGAUAAUUGCUGUUUUCUUGUUUGUACUUGUAGUGGAUGCAAGAGUGAGUGUUGUCCAGGAUAAUGUGGCCGUUUCUUCCCAGAAGACAAUGGAGCUCAGCUCCAGCUCCGAGGCCAGUGGAAAUAAUCUUGGGAAGGAGGCCAAGGCGGCCCCACCAGCUGCCAAAUCUCGUUUUGUCUUUGCAUUUUCACGGCCUGUACCAGGACGUACCGAAGAGAAAGCAGCAAAUGCAUCGGCUGGAUCGGCUCAGCUUGAUGUCAGCUCAGAAGCACCCCAAGCGAACAAAGCCUUGAGUGAGAAUGUGGACCUUCCUGCUGCAGCUGCGACAGAGGAAGCUUCAGAUAAAAACCUAAGGGAAGAAUCUCUCAGUGAAAUUGAACUCACAGCACCAGGGAAGGCAGAGGAGGAGGAUGCCGCUUUGUCCAAGCCCAAAGAGUUAAGCUUUUCGACAGACUCUUCAAAGUGGAAAGGGGGAAAGACAAGAUCAAAGCACAAGACCAAAGCCAAGGGGAGGUGA